Molecule: messenger RNA, 7883 nt
Organism: Tigriopus californicus
Lineage: Eukaryota; Metazoa; Arthropoda; Copepoda; Harpacticoida; Harpacticidae
Gene: PMCA
Product: plasma membrane calcium-transporting ATPase 2-like
Exons: 16
Coding region: 1131-4853 (1240 amino acids)
Biological process (GO): regulation of cytosolic calcium ion concentration; calcium ion transmembrane transport
Cellular component (GO): intracellular membrane-bounded organelle; membrane
Molecular function (GO): P-type calcium transporter activity; ATP hydrolysis activity; ATP binding
Source: RefSeq, a predicted model, not a curated record
CAAGUUCUCAAAUCCAGUGCUAGCACUGGUACUUUUUGAGGCAUUGCCCCUCCAUCCGUAAUCUCGCGACUCAAAGACAUGUCCUAGUGUCCACGUACUUGCUCUUGGCGGUUGUUUUCUCUUGGACUGGGGAGUCAGGAGGACCCCGAUUCCUGAUUGCAUGGCCCAAGACGGCCGGGGUCAAAUGGAAGACGGGAGGCAUGGGAGCGAGAUCGCCCUCGUCCUGGUCGUGGAGGUCGUGGUCGUCGACUACGGCGAGACUGACGGAAAGGCACUAGUCGUUGUACAACAUUGUACCCAAAAGGGCUGAACGAACAGUCUUAGAGCUGGAAAGUUGAGGUUGAAACAUGAUGGGGUCCUUUGACUUUUGCAUGGGAAGAAACGGUCAAGUGACUUGACGAGAAGAAAGUGAUCAUCGGCAUGCAUGUAGGAGUACGGAAUCAGCUUGGCGAAGUGGCGAAAUGAGAGGUUCAGGUGCUCACUAAGGCAAUAAGGCUGGUCCUUUCCGGUGUGGUAAAGUGAAUUUGAUAGGGUUGUCAGCUCUAAAAGAGUGAAUGUGAUAGUGGAAAGGGAGAAGUGAACAGCUUCCUCCUCCCGUCGUCCUCACAGCCUUAUUCAAUCUCAUUUCGGCCUUUUUGGAGUUGACAGCCUCCGAAGAGGCCAUCAAAGGCGCAGAUUUGUCCUUUUCUGUCCCACCCCAGGCUUGUCUGAAAAUAGACCACAUCAUUAGUGUGACGGCGAAGCGAACAAACAAGUGAACCAACCAACCCACCAAACAAACCGGCUCUUCUUCUUCAGGGCUUCUUCCUUCGUGAAAAAUACUGUGGGUGUAGCAGAUUCCGCUUUAUCGUCGAAUCCGGACACGCAUUCUGAUCCAAAACGGCUGUGAAAGGUGUGAACUCGGACUGUUGUCCCGUCUUCAUUCGUGAACGUUUUCCACUCGCUCUGAGAACUUGGAAACCACGUGUGAAACAGUGGAAGACGACAGGGACGUUGCGGCACACUUAACUCGUCAGUGCCGGAUUGAACGAUUUUCUUCCUUUUGUGUGUCAAGUCUAAAGAGAGAGAACUAGGAAUCUAGAGAACCUAAACGGUGGAGUGAUCUCACCAACCCCAGCCCCGCGGCAAAGAUGGCGUCCCAAUAUGGGAUCACCGUCAAGGAGCUCCGCGACCUCAUGGAGCUCCGAGGCGAAGAGGGUGUGGAAAAAGUUAAAUCUUACGGAGGCGCAAAAGAAAUUUGCAAGAAACUCAAAACCUCGGAGGUCUCAGGGCUGAGCGGGGACAAAGGUGAUCUCGAGCGACGGCGAGAUGUGUUCGGAUCGAACACGAUCCCGCCCAAACCUCCCAAAACUUUCCUUCAAUUAGUGUGGGAAGCGCUCCAGGAUGUUACCCUGAUCAUCUUGGAACUGGCUGCCAUUAUUUCUUUGGCCCUCUCAUUCUACAAACCUCCCAAGGAGGACGGAUUAGAUGAGCCUGAGGAAGAAGAUCAUCCCGCCUGGAUUGAGGGUGCUGCUAUCUUGAUUGCUGUGACCAUUGUGGUGUUGGUGACGGCCUUCAAUGAUUGGUCCAAAGAGCGCCAAUUCCGGGGCCUUCAAGAUCGCAUUGAGGGAGAGCAAGUGUUCAGCGUUAUCCGAGGUGGACAAGGGACCCAAAUUCAAAUCGGAGAACUUGUCACUGGCGAUAUAAUGCAGGUGAAAUAUGGUGAUCUCUUGCCCGCUGAUGGUAUUAUCAUCCAGAGCAACGAUCUCAAAGUGGACGAGUCCUCUCUGACCGGUGAGUCUGAUCAUGUCAAGAAGGGUCCGGAUCGUGAUCCCAUGGUUCUCUCGGGGACUCACGUCAUGGAAGGCAGUGGAAAGGUCUUGGUCGCGGCUGUGGGCAUCAAUUCCCAGGCUGGAAUCAUCUUUGCCCUCCUUGGAGCCGUUGAGGAGAGUGCAGCUAAAGAAGACAAAAAGCGUCAAAAAGCCGACCGGAAGAACCGAAAGCUCCAAAAGGCCAAUAGCACUAGCAAACGAGGAUCCGGAGCAGGACGAGGAGGCGACGAGGCCAUCGCCAUGACCGCAGCUCUUGGUGCGGCCACAUCCACCGGAGGCGAUUACGAUAGAGCUUUAGAAGGGCAUGAUGUGGAGGAAGGCAUGGGCAACUCCCACCAUCACAAUGCCACACCCUCGAAAGGUGGUCCCGCCAGUCCAACUGAGGAGCUCCAAGAAGAGGCUGUGGCACCCAGUUCGGGUGGGGAGAAGUCCGUGUUACAGGCCAAGCUGACUAAUUUGGCAAUUCAGAUUGGAUAUGCGGGCAUGGCCGUGUCUUUGUUGACCGUGGUGAUUCUCUGCGUGCAGUUCUCCAUCAAGAAGUUCGUGACCGAGGGCAGACAUUGGGAGGUGUACUAUAUCAACUUCUAUGUCAAGUUUGUUAUUAUCGGCGUGACCGUCCUGGUGGUGGCCGUGCCCGAAGGGCUUCCUCUGGCCGUGACCUUAUCGUUGGCCUACUCCGUAAAGAAAAUGAUGGCGGAUAACAACCUGGUUCGUCACUUGGACGCGUGUGAGACCAUGGGCAAUGCCACCACGAUCUGCUCGGACAAGACCGGCACGCUCACCACCAACCGGAUGACCGUGGUCCAGGCGUAUGUGGCGGGUCGUCACUUCAAACCGGACCGCUCGUCGCUCCCCAAGGCCAAGGACCUGCCUUCCAACAUCUUGAAGAGCCUCACCCAAGGUAUUAGCGUGAACAGCUCGUACUCCACGGACGUCGAGCUGCCCAAGAACCCCAAUGAGCAGCCCAAACAGAUCGGCAACAAGACCGAGUGCUCGCUAUUGGGCUUCGUCCUGGAUCUGGGCGAGGACUACCGGGCCAUCCGCUCGAAGCAUCCCGAUUCUUCCUUCACCAAAGUGUUCACAUUCAACUCGGCUCGGAAGAGCAUGAGUACCAUCAUCCCGCUGCCAGGCGGCGGCUACCGUAUCUACACCAAAGGGGCGAGUGAGAUCAUCCUGAAAAAGUGCUCUUUCACCCUGGGCGACGGAGGUCGGGUGGAUCGCUUUUCCCCGACCGACCAAGACCGCUGUGUUCGCGAAGUGAUCGAGCCCAUGGCCAGGGACGGUCUUCGAACAAUCAGUAUCGCUUACCGGGACUUUGUGCCCGGCAAGGCCGACUUGAAUCAGGUCCACUACGACUCAGAGCCCGAUUGGGAUGACGAGGACAAGAUCAUUGCCAACUUGACCUCGGUCUGCGUGGUGGGGAUCGAGGAUCCCGUCCGACCCGAGGUGCCCGAGGCCAUUCGCAAAUGCCAGCGAGCGGGCAUCACCGUGCGAAUGGUCACCGGAGACAACAUUAACACGGCCAGGGCCAUCGCCACCAAGUGUGGGAUCAUCAAGCCCGGGGACGGAUAUUUGGUCAUGGAGGGCAAGGAGUUCAAUCAACGGAUCAAGAACUCCAGAGACGAGGUGGACCAAGCCAAAUUGGACCAGGUUUGGCCCAAACUCCGCGUGUUGGCUCGCUCUCAGCCUAUCGACAAAUACACGUUAGUCAAGGGCAUCAUAAACAGUAAGGCCACGGCCAACCGAGAAGUGGUGGCUGUCACAGGUGAUGGCACCAACGACGGGCCUGCCCUCAAAAAGGCCGAUGUUGGAUUUGCCAUGGGAAUUGCGGGUACGGACGUGGCUAAAGAGGCGUCCGAUAUCAUUCUCACCGACGACAACUUCAGUAGUAUUGUGAAGGCUGUCAUGUGGGGACGAAACGUGUACGAUAGCAUCGCCAAAUUUCUGCAGUUUCAACUGACUGUCAACGUUGUGGCCGUCAUAGUGGCCUUUAUUGGUGCUUGUGUCAUCCAAGACUCGCCCCUCAAGGCUGUACAAAUGUUAUGGGUGAACCUCAUUAUGGACACCCUCGCUUCCUUGGCCUUAGCUACUGAGAUGCCCACUGCUGAUCUUCUUCUGCGGAAGCCCUAUGGACGGACCAAGGCCCUAAUAUCCAGGACCAUGGCCAAGAACAUUUGUGGCCAGGCUGUCUACCAGCUCGUCGUUACUUUUGGCAUGAUGUUUUAUGGUCAUGUCCUACUUGAUAUUGAUAACGGUCAAGGUGCUGAGCUUCAUUCCCCACCCACCCCGCACUUUACCAUGAUUUUCAAUGCAUUCGUUAUGAUGACCCUUUUCAACGAAAUAAACGCCCGCAAAAUCCACGGCCAAAGAAAUGUGCUCAUCGGCCUCUUCUCAAAUCCCAUCUACUACUCCAUCUGGAUUAUUACCUUCAUCAGUCAAAUAGUUAUCAUUCAAUUUGGAGGAUACGCCUUCAGUACGGCUCCUCUUAGCCUGGAACAAUGGAUGUGGUGUAUCUUCCUUGGCAUGGGCACGUUGGUGUGGCAGCAAAUAAUCACCACCAUUCCCACAUCGUGCUUGCCAUCUUCUUUCGAAAUUGGGAAACAACCUCCAUCUUCUAUGGAACCCAAUUCUCCCACGGCCAAUUCGGUGAACGAACAUCACCAUUACCACCAUCAUCACGAAGGAUCAAUAACCGGGUCAAGGUCCGGGCAGAUCCUUUGGAUUCGUGGUUUAACACGUCUUCAGACACAGGUCAUUGGGGGAGAACUUCAAGAGCGUCUCAUACCUGUGCCAUAUAGUAAAACCUCUACGGAUCAGGCAAUCCGCGUCGUUAACGCCUUCCGCCAUGGUAUGGACAGCCAACAUCUCCAGCAAGCCACCUCCAAUCCCAAUAUCCAGCGGGUCCUUCAGAAGCAGGCUUCCCUCUCCAAACGUCUCUCGGCCGCAGGUCCUCAGGUGGAUGGGCUUAGUCAUGGUGUCGGGGCCAAUACCCGGAUCAAGAUCCCCGAGACCUCUUUCUCGCACACAGAGACGGCCGUCUGAUAAAAGAAAUCCGGUUCAAUGUCUUGAAAUCCGUAGUCGCAAGCGUAGUUCAAGCCAAAAGAGCCGAUUUGUCUUGGCCGUUGAUCCUUGGGGGAGGGGGCAGAGAGACAGAUAUCAUCAGGAUGGGACACAAGAAGAAAACGAAAAAGUAACAACAACAACAAUAGUGAACGAGCCAGAGAGAGAGAGAGGAAGACGGAUGAGAUCAGAGGCAAACCAACACACAAGAUACCACACCUUCAGUUUACAUUCGUGCUGCCCUAGUCGAGAACGUUGUUUCUGGACCCACUAUUACUAUAUAUUGCUCCUAUAAUUAUCAUUAUUAUCGACAUUAUCAUUAUCAUUAUUAUGAUUACUCUUAUCAUUACAAUCUUCGCUACCAUUGCUACUGCUCUGGGCAUGGCUGGCUUUUCAAGAAAUUGUGUGAAGGUACUUAACAGGAAACAGACGCCAAAACCAAUGAAACGCUGUUGUGAAAGUUCCACCUCUCAGUUCCCGUUAUCCGGAUUCUAGUCAUAAUUUGUUGUCAUCAAUCUUGAUCCUGGAACACAGUCCGCAACAGAAGAAGAAGAAGAAAAAGCGAACUCUUGUGUCUCUCAUAUUCUUUCAAAGUCCAAUUCAAGAACAAAAUGAACAACAUCAGCAGCACCAGCGCCCCCCCUCACCCAACCCGAGUAAUAAUACAAAUCUGUUGCGAUUGAACAAAGAAAGCUAGUGAUGUGAAGCAAACCAAGUUGGGCCCAUGGGACCCCCUCUGAGUGAGCCUCGGACGGAUGACGACGGAUGGACAGACGGACGAGUGGAUGGAUAGAUAGCCAUAGGCAGUGAACAUGUGAUUUGUUUCGACUUUUCUCAUCCAAUCAAUGGAUCCAAAUGAGAGCAACAAAAGACACUCCGAGUAGUCCGAGAAACCUUAGAAAACACUACACCAAUACUACAUGUUUGUUCUUUGCGUUUUUUCGAUGUUCUUCGCAUUAUCACAAUUAUCAUUAUCGCAAUUUUCAAGAAAGAUCUUUUUCGACUUAUGAUGAAAAGACCACAGCAAGCAGUCAUCAUCCCGCCAAUAUUACUAAUGCUACCACUACCACAACUAGUUCUUCAACGUUUCAACAUCAUCACCACCACCACCUUCUUCUCAAUCAUCUAUCAAUACCACUAAAAAUACACACACACAUACACUCAUACACACUCAUAUAGUUAACAGUUCAAUUGUGAAAGGGUGCUUGUGAGCUUCCACUUUGAGACGUUGAAUGGCCGAAUUGGAUUUUUUCUUCUGAUGCUGCCUUUUUGAGACUACUACUACUACUACUACUAUUAUUAUUAUUAUUAUUAUUAUCAUUAUUAUGAGUAACCACAAUUACAACAAUAACUUUUACCGAAUGUUAUCGGCGACAACUUUCCUUUUCCGGCUGAAGUGCGUGUGUGGUCAUCAAAUGAAACAAAAAAGAUAUUUUUCCAAGUUACACGCCCACCCAAACUUUCUCACCCCUCCCUUCUUCCCCUUUCUCUCCUCUAAAGAACUCUAUUGUAUCACCUUCCAAAAACCAAUGCAUGCAAACCUUAAGCAAAGAGCGAUUGAUCUUGGUCGAGUGUGGAUCUACAUGAUAAAACAAGAGCACCAGACACUGUUCUGACUAGACGUCUUCCUUCAAACAACAUUCUUAUUGGUACUCAGUAGCCCCUUCUCUCUUUUAACCACCUUCAAAUGCCUCGAAGAACACAUUUAUCCUUCAGAUGUCCACUGAACUAUUGCAUUUAUCUUGGAUAGAGCAGAACCAUUUGUUGAGGAGUGUUCCCAAUGGUAGUUCUCGAUUUUCUCUUUAUUCCUGUCCCGUUUCUAAUCAACUCCCACUGGGAUUGGAAUCUGGUUGGUGGGCUGUGGCGAGUCAUAAUCAUCAUCAUCAUCUUGUACCAUAGAGUCGAAAUAUUACCAUUUCACAAAUCCACAAAACACAACACAAUGAAUAUCAACCACACUUACCUGUAGUUUCACUUCUCUUUCUAUCCCCCUCCCCCUCUUUUUAGCCACACCCAUCAGCCAUACAGAUAAAGCCAUGCCCCCUCUACCCCUCUUUCUCCCUUCUUCCGUGGACCAGUUUGCAUUUUCUCUACCCCUUUAAGUCUCGUCUCGCCAAUGGGCCUCUGGAUUGAAUUCGAGAGGACCCUCCGGCGCGUUUUCCCUGUUUCAUGGCCCUCCUCUUACCACUUCUCACUUUCCAUUUGGUAGUGUGUUAUUCUAGUACAUUGUAAAGCAAGAACAAAAGCGUUCCUGCCAAGUUUGGAGGACUUUCGGGACGAGCAUUGUUUCCCAGGAAACCCCGUUUGAAAUUUUGAAAUGGCACACCUCCACUGGCAACAAAAACAUGUUAAAAGAAGCAAACGAUUAGUCAAGUUUCCUUCGUGCCCUCCCCCCCCUUGCCCAUCCACCCACUUCUCCCUCGUCACGAGAACGUCUCAAUUCACAAAAUAUUAUACAUAGAGUAUAUGAUUAUGAUUACCAUUAUCAUUGAUUAUUAUUAAUAUUCUUAAUCAUUAUCAUCUUAUUAUGAUCACAUUCAUUGUUGCUACAACUACAACCACAAGACCCUUACGUUUGAGUUUGUGAGCAACUUCAAAGCCACAUUGAUAAGAAGAAAGAAAGAAAAAAAACAGAUAUUGAGAAUAAUAAUAAUGCAUACUCGUGUCUCGUGCGAUUCGACCUCGAUUUGCGAAGAUCGAAUCAGUAUGGAACUCGUUUGGGCCAGUAAUAUUAGAAUAAUAAUAAUUAUCAUUGAUCCCGGAAGAGGCCGAAGAACAACAACUACUUCAUCCACAACCACUACUACUAUUACUAUAACUACUAUCAUUACUAUUACUACUACUGCUACUCCUACAACAACAACACACCUUCUAUUAUAUCUACUAUUACAACUCUCUUAAUAGCAAAGUCGCUGAAUUGAAGAAUAUGAAACACCUCAGUUCUUAUGCUUGAUUGUUUGUAAGAUUAAAAUUGUUAUUCAUUUUGAAAAUAUAAAGUGUUUUAGAAAAAUA